AUGUGCCCCGAAGGACUGCCGCGCGCCGAGGCCGGCAGGGACCUCUUCGGGCCCGACCGGCGGCAGACCCUGGCCACCAUCUCGGAGACCCUGGGCGCCAUCAACACCGUGGGCCGCUACCUCGUCAACUACACCCGCGGCAGCAACAGCACCAACGCCAACGUGGGGCUGGCCACCACACUGCUGGGCACGCCCACCGUGCUCUCCGACGGCAACGACGACGUGCAUCGCGACCAGCGCCGGCCCGGCCGCUCCGAGGACCUGCCCGCCGCCAUCUACACCAUCAGCAAGAACGUGCUGGGCCGCAACGUGACGGACCAGAUCGCGCCGCUGGUGCGCGUGGUGGGCGCGCCGCUGGUCACCAUGACGACGGGCAAGGUGGUGACGGAGCAGCAGCGGCCCUCGUCCACCCCGGCGGGCGGGUCGCGGCCGUGCACCACGCCGGACGGCGGCACGGGGGUGUGCGACGACCUGAGCACGUGCCCCCAGCUGCUGCUCGACCUCGCCAACCUCCGCCAGUCCAUCUGCUUCAAGAGCCUCUUCGUGCCCGGCGUGUGCUGCCCCGGCCGGCCGCAAGACUCGUCGACGCAGCGGCCGCACCGGCCCCAGCUCAUCUACGCCACCAGCACCACCACCACCAGGCGGCCACCAAUCAUCCUCACGACGUCCAGCACCGCCCCGCCGCCGCCCAGCCCCGUCACCGCCUCCCUGCUAGACGACUGGGACCCCGAAGGUACGCGAAGCCAAGGCACACAAGGAGGGCCGUCCUGGAGGACCUUCCUGGACGACCUUCCUGGAGGACCUUCCUGGAGGACCUUUCUGGAGGAACUUCCACUGGAGGACCUUCCUGGAGGACCUUCCUGGAGGACCUUCCUGGAGGACCUUCCUGGUGGACCUGAGGACCUUUCUGGAGGAACUUCCACUGGAGGACCUUCCUGGAGGACCUUCCUGGACGACCUUCCCGGAGGACCUUCCUGGAGGACCUUAUCGAAUUACUCAAAGAACGGUUUGAACGCCGUUACCGCAGUUUUGCAUCACAAACCAUAUGGAAAUCUUCAGCUAUUCCCUUUCUUGAACAGUGUCCCAGUACGGUUCUCUGUCACAAAUUACUCUCCGAUUAUUUUUUUAAUUUUUGCACUGCGACUUCUAACUACUUCCGACCGUCUUCCUUCCAAUUCACCAUUUCUCUUCCCUCGGCACUUGGCAGACUGCGGGCAGCCCGAGGUGCCCAAGUUCCGCGUGGUGGGCGGCGACGAGGCGCUGCCGGGCCGCUGGCCCUGGAUGGCCGCCAUCUUCCUGCACGGGCCGCGCAGGACCGAGUUCUGGUGCGGCGGCUCCCUCAUCUCCAGCAAGCACGUCCUCACCGCGGCCCACUGCACCCGGGACACCCGCCAGAGGCCUUUCAGCGCGCGGCAGUUCACGGUGCGCCUCGGGGACGUGGACCUGAAGCGCGAGGACGAGCCCAGCGCGCCGGUGACGCACCAGGUGGUGGAGGUGCGCGCGCACUCGCAGUUCUCGCGCGUCGGCUUCUACAACGACAUCGCCGUGCUGGUGCUGGACCGGCCCGUGCGCCGCUCCAAGUACGUGGUGCCGCUGUGCCUGCCCUCGGCCCGCAUGCGCUCCGACACCUUCGCCGGCGCCAGGCCCACCGUGGUGGGCUGGGGCACCACGUACUACGGCGGCAAGGAGAGCACGGUGCAGCGCCAGGCCGAGCUGCCCGUGUGGCGCAACGAGGACUGCAACCGCGCCUACUUCCAGCCCAUCACGGAGAACUUCAUCUGCGCCGGCUACUCCGAGGGCGGCAAGGACGCCUGCCAGGGCGACUCCGGCGGCCCCCUGAUGCUGAAGCGGGAGGGCCACUGGUACCAGGUGGGCAUCGUUUCGUUCGGCAACAAGUGUGGCGAGCCCGGCUACCCCGGCGUGUACACCAGGGUGACGCAGUACCACGACUGGAUCCGGGAGAACACCAUCAACUAGUCAGCUAUCUAACUUAUUAUUGUCUUUCCCUUUUUGCAAUGUCCUUUGCGGCUUUGUCCAACUGUUAAUUUAUAUGGGAGGAAAACCCUUUUGUGUUGUGGUGGAAAAAAAGAACUCGCGUACGUCUCUCCGGUGACUUGAAAAAAAAAGGAUCUUGUAUAAAAAUUUGACUGUCUAAAAUGCGUAAUUUAUUAAGUCUGCUUUCGCUAGCCGUGAUGGCGCGUCUUGCCCGAGGAAAAUGUCAUUAUUUAUUGAGACUCAAUUGACAUGACGAGUAGGCAUUAUAUGCCAGAGAAGUGUGAAUUACAUUGUAUUUGUGCUCACU
This is a messenger RNA of Thrips palmi, 2302 nucleotides long. RefSeq lists its product as uncharacterized. Bases 1 to 1977 code for a protein of 658 amino acids. Gene Ontology annotation, biological process: proteolysis. NCBI's taxonomy places the organism in Eukaryota, Metazoa, Arthropoda, Insecta, Thysanoptera, Thripidae. Gene Ontology annotation, molecular function: serine-type endopeptidase activity. The record is from RefSeq and is a predicted model, not a curated record. The transcript has 9 exons.